Schistosoma turkestanicum is the source of this 501-nucleotide messenger RNA. The record is from the annotation of a GenBank genome assembly. Lineage: Eukaryota; Metazoa; Platyhelminthes; Trematoda; Strigeidida; Schistosomatidae.
AUGAUGUGUUUGCCGUCAAAUGGUAUUUUCACGCUAUUGCUGGUGACAAACAUACCUACUGGAGCUUGGAAAGAUUUCCUUGGAGCAACAUUGUCAGAUUCAUCUUGGUAUGAACUAAAAACCAGAACUUGCUUUCCAGAUCUAGCAAUUUACAGUCUCAUCGAUACUCCAGCAUCAUGGAUAGCAUCUGGCACGUUGGUUGAAUUUGAACCAACGACACAAUUUUGUUCUAUACAGCAGUCGCCUCAAUCAUGCUUAGCUGCAACAACAUCCAAUUUUACAUGUUACUGGUGUCAGACAGUUGACAAAUGUAGCAAUGGUUACGAUAGGUAUGCUGCAAUCUGGAAAGAUAAUGUUUGCUAUAGUAACAAAGAAAUCCUAGCAAAUCCAACUGGCAAAUCUGGAUGGUACCCGCAUAUUGUUAUUCCAACCAUCGGUUUGCUUGUCACUGUCAGCAUCGUCUGCAUCUUGGCGUUAUGGAUAUACAGGAGAAAAUCAAAU